Messenger RNA from Gongylonema pulchrum, 429 nucleotides. NCBI's taxonomy places the organism in Eukaryota, Metazoa, Nematoda, Chromadorea, Rhabditida, Gongylonematidae. The record is from the annotation of a GenBank genome assembly.
AUGAAAGCGACAUCUACGGUACAGGCAACACUGACGCAAACAGUUCCACCAAAUGCGCGGGCUGAGUCGGAUCAUGAAAUAAUCACGCUAGAUUCUGAUGAAGAACCAUCUGCCGAGAAGGAGGAUGUCGACAGCAGCGCCGCAUUUCUUAACUUCUUUUCGGACGGGGUGUCCGGUUAUUCGAAGAUGUAUGAUCCACGUUACAGACCAGAGGAACGCCCGCAACUUUUCGCGGCUGAUCUGGCAGAGGCUCAGCCAUGUCAGAAAGAUUUCACAGCCACAGUGAAUGCAGACAGCGAUUUGGUUAAAUUUAGAAAAAGGAAGCAGCCGUGUACUGAGCAGUUACGUCGCCGUUCACCAAAACGUGAAGACAAUCACUCAUCGAGACGGAGAGACUCGCCACGACGAUCGCAUACCUCAUCAAAACAC